CGGAGCGGGCGGAGCGCGCGGGAGAUCUCGCCAGGCGGCCGAGUCGGGACGGAGCCGAUCGCGAGGGGCCGGUCGUGGGGCCACGCAAGAGGCCCGAGGACACGGUAAUCCAAGUUGAUAGCAAGCACCUUGAAAUUUGUUGUCGUCACUGUGUCUCACUGGAAGUUUUUCAUGCCCGUGGUGAGCCCAUUGAGGAAAUGGACUUGGAUCAACUGGACCUAAAUCCCAGAAUUACUGCUGCAAUUAAGAAGGGGAGACUGAGGUCAGUGAAGGAGGUUCUGUGCUACUCGGGACCAGACCUGCAGAGGCUCACCAGCCUGUCCACCCACGAUGUGCAGCACCUACUGAGAGUGGCCGCUCUGCUCCUCCAGGGCAGCCGGGUCCUCACAGCACUGCAGCUGUUCCAGCAGAGGGAGAGCUUCCCCGAGCAGCAUCAACGCCUGAGCCUGGGCUGCCCGGUCUUGGAUCAGUUCCUGGGUGGCGGCCUGCCCCUGGAGGGCAUCACUGACCUGGCUGGUCGAAGCUCUGCAGGGAAGACCCAGCUGGGGCUACAGCUCUGCUUGACUGUGCAGUUCCCACGACAAUAUGGAGGCCUGGAGGCUGGGGCUGUCUACAUCUGCACAGAGGAUGCCUUCCCCAGCAAGCGGCUGUGGCAGCUCAUUGAACAGCAACAGCAGCUGCGGACGGAUGUUCCUGGGGAGGUGAUCCAGAAGAUCAGAUUCAGCAACCACAUCUUCAUCGAGCAUGCGGCCGACGUGGACGCCUUGCUGGAGUGUGUGAGCAAGAGGGUUCCCAUUCUGCUGUCAAGGGGGAUGGCCCGCCUGGUAGUGGUUGACUCUGUUGCUGCCCCAUUCCGUUGUGAGUAUGAUGCUCAGGCCUUGGCCACCAGGGCCAAGCACCUGCAGUCUCUGGGAGCCGCGCUCCGCAGACUGAGCAGUACCUUCCGGAGCCCUGUGCUGUGCAUCAACCAGGUAGGUGAGGCAGGGGAAACGGAACUGACUGGGAAGCAGCUGAGGUGGCUGCUGCCAUUGACCCUCACUUGGGUUUUCCCAGGUGAUGGAAACGGUGGAGGAGCAAGAGUCUAUGCCCAGGCCACUGGGGUGAGUAUGGGCACCUCAACAUACUGGAUACUGGAGUGGGGUUGGGAUCUACAAACAGCAGUACCCACUUUGUGUCUCAGGGCCUGGGAUGAGCACCUCUCUCCAGCCCUUGGCAUCACCUGGGCCAACCAGAUCCUGAUGAGACUGAUGGUUGACCGGGCACAUGAGGACGAUGCCUCCAUGGGCUUACCCAGAAGCCCGGCACGGACCAUACGGGUGCUCUCUGCCCCGCACCUGCCCCUCUCCUCCUGCUGCUACACGGUCAGUGCGGAAGGCAUCAGAGGGAUACCGGGAACCGAGUCCUGCUAACAGUAGCUCUGGUGGAUUAGCCUGACCAGGUCCCAAGAACUCCUGACUCUGGUGAGUCCUUCCUGCUGUGGAAACCCUGUGGCAUUUGGCCCCACACUGCCCUUUAGAGCAGGAGUUCUCAACUGUGGGUCAAGACCCCUUUGGGGGUCGAGUAAGUCACACGAGUCACCAAAGACCAUUGGAAAACAGAUUUUUACCUUACAAUUGUUAACAGUAGCAAAAUUGCAGUUAUGAAGCAGCAAUGAAAUAACUUUGUAGUCGGGGUCCCCACAGCAUGAGGAACUGUAUUUAAGGUCACAUUAGGAAGGUUGAGAACCACUGACUUUGCUCAGGGCUCUGGCAGCCUGGGGGUGUCUGCUUGGGAACCCCAGAAUGAUAAGGCUCCACUCUUGCCUCCUCUGCUUUCUGCCUGGGGAUGAGUCCGCAGUGGGCCUGGCAGGGUGCUCUCAACACACACAGCACAGCACACACACAGGCCACAUGGGGCACACAGUAAGGACCUCCCUACUGUGAGAGAAGACAAGCAGGCCCUGACUCCAGAACAGUCUCAAGGAAAGGGGGUGGGACUGGCCUAACCCUGGUUGUCUCAGGUGCCUCAGGCGGAGCAGCUCCAAGCAACUUAAAAGGGACACAGGGAGGAAACAGGUUUGUGUGUCCUUGCUGAGGCCUGGCUACGUGUCCAGCAACUCUGGCUUGGCAAAGCAUCCAGACUGGAGAGCACUACAGAGCACACAACAGCAACAGCACAGCAACACACGUGCUCAGUGGAAGGCAGGCCUGGUAACAUCUGCUCCACUUCUGGAUUUGAGGCUCUACAGUCACCAAAGCCCCUGAAGACAGCGCUGUGGCUUUGAAUCCAUCCUGUGCUUCCAGAUCCCUCCUGGCAGCACAGGCUUCCCCCAGCAAAUGGGCCCACACAGAGGCACGGGCCUCAGCAAAGAAUCCUGUGGCUCCAGUGGUGUGUGACUCUGCAAACCAGGAUGUACAGUGUCAUGGUCACGGUCCUCACUCAAACAGGUGUAACUUACGGUAUAUACCACCACGUCCCCAGGAUGGCCCUACCCUGUACAGAGCUCAUCAGACCAUCGAAGCCACUUGUGGCCCCCAACCCUUUUUUGGCAGUUCUGGAGACGAGGGUCUCCUACCCCCAAGGCAAAGGCUCUCCACUGAGCUCUAGCCCAAACCCACCCAAUACCCUGGAAGGUUUCAAACACCGGCAUAAAGAAUGGGGCACAGCUCCUUGGGGUGGGGGUAGUUAAGACAAAAUGGCUUCUCUGCAAAACUGGAGGGCUUUAUAUCAGAAAAUAAAACUUUAUUUUGUAACAAAGUA
Molecule: messenger RNA, 2739 nt
Organism: Cricetulus griseus (Chinese hamster)
Lineage: Eukaryota; Metazoa; Chordata; Mammalia; Rodentia; Cricetidae
Source: RefSeq, a predicted model, not a curated record